AUGAUACCACCUCCACCCAACACAUCUUCUCUUACGUGUACUCCAGAAGAAGAAUCAGAAAAUUAUAAAGCCGUUGAAAAUAUGUUUGCAACUCUAUAUUUUUUCUUACCAUUCAGUGCUCUUGGAGCGUUAAUUGCAAACGUGAUCUACUUAAUAGUAGUUACAGUAGGAAUUCGAAAAGGAAAAUUACCUUUGAAACGAUAUGCACUGACUAUAAAUCGCACAUGUGCCGACAUUUUCACAAUAAUCGUCGGAACUUAUUUUUAUAUGAAACAGAAAAUGGAUAGAUGUGAUUCUCAUAUCUGUCUUCCGGUUGAAACUGAUGUUUCUCGAUAUGUUCUUCAAGUUGUUUUUGUUCUCAACUAUUGGUGUGUUAGUCUUUCGUAUUCUGGUAUUGCUGUACUCACCAACUAUGCUGUCAGAGCUCCUUUGCAGUAUAAGGUCAAUCUGACAUCAAUGAAAGUUGCGAAAUAUAUUUUGAUCGGUUGGUUGGCACUACUGUUUUGUUUUUUACUUUGUGUCGUGCUGGUGCAUCGAGGGGAAUUGGAUUAUAAUAGCAACUCAGUCAUUCAUUUGUUUCUUGAUGAUUUCGAUUCUGACGAGUAUAUCGGUGAAUGGCUCGUUGAUUUGUGCAAUCAUAUUAAAUCUCAUCCUGGAACUCGAAGUCUCAUUGUAACUAUACUUCCACCUAUAUUUUUCUAUCUGAUAUCUGUUGUCAGCUAUGUUUUUAUUAUUCAUUUGCUAUUCUCUAGGAGAAAAGUAUCUUCUUAUCACCGUCAUUGGGGUUCAAUGCUCCGUCUUGGUAUCCAUCUCAUUCUGUUUGCUGGUACUUGUGCUCUUACGGGGACUGCUUAUCUCGGAUCAUUUUCUAUUGGAGACUUCUGUGAACAACAUCAAACGAACGAGCCAAUGUGUCUUGAAGCAGUUGUCUCAUACAUGUGGAAUACAGCAGCUGCUUUAAUCGGAUGGAUAUGUCGAAUGGUGAUUGAUGCAACAGUUGAUACGUUAAAUGACGACGUGUUACGGAGAACGUUUUUCAACAGUAUUCGACACCGCUUAUCCUAUGGUCCUACUAAUACGGCUAAUGAUGUACGAUGCACUCUUUUAUGCAGUAGUUGA
Molecule: messenger RNA, 1119 nt
Organism: Caenorhabditis remanei
Lineage: Eukaryota; Metazoa; Nematoda; Chromadorea; Rhabditida; Rhabditidae
Exons: 6
Coding region: 1-1119 (372 amino acids)
Source: RefSeq, a predicted model, not a curated record